Salvia miltiorrhiza (redroot sage) is the source of this 1341-nucleotide messenger RNA. Its product is annotated as probable pectinesterase 67. The record is from RefSeq and is a predicted model, not a curated record. Gene Ontology annotation, molecular function: pectinesterase activity. Lineage: Eukaryota; Viridiplantae; Streptophyta; Magnoliopsida; Lamiales; Lamiaceae. Bases 210 to 1229 code for a protein of 339 amino acids. Gene Ontology annotation, biological process: cell wall modification. The transcript has 5 exons.
UUCAUGAAACAAGAAUUAAAUUUAAUAAAAGCUACGCUCAGAAAUAGAUGGAUAACUUUUAGUAAAUCACUCUUUUUUUUUUCCUCAUAAUAAUCCCAUCUUUUCUUCAUAAAAUUGAUAGUUCUUUUGCAGUCAUUUUAGAUAAAUCCAGUUUAACAUUGUACAAUACCAGAAAUGUGAAAAAAGGGGAGAAAAAAAGAUUGAAAAUCAUGCAUUUACCUCGCCUCUCUAUAUUUAUUAUUGUCACAUUAUUCAUUUUCUUGGAUUUUGUACAUGGCUUCUCCAACAAUAAGGCGAUUGAUUCUGAAAUCUUGACCGAAAACAUUCGAUCAAAUCGAACAAUAACCGUUGAUGCAACUGGAAAAGGGGAUUUCAAAUCUGUGCAGGCUGCCGUUGAUCAUGUCCCAAGUAGGAAUUCUAAAUGGAUUAUGAUUCAUAUUUCCAAGGGAGAAUAUAGGGAAAAGGUAAAAGUACCUCAUAACAAGCCUUAUAUUUUCAUGAGGGGUGAAGGAAGAGGGAAGACAUCGAUUGUGUGGUCUCGAAGCUCAGCCGACGACUAUGAGUCCGCCACUUUUAAAGUUGAAGCCAAAAAUUUCAUCGCAUUUGGCAUCACCUUCAAGAACGCAGCUCCAACCGGCAUCAGCCACACAAAACAGAACAAAGCAGUGGCAACAGUGGUAGGGGCAGACAAGGCUGCAUUCUACCAUUGUUCAUUCAUCAGCAACCACAACACCCUCUUCGACUCGAGGGGCCGCCACUACUAUGGCGGCUGCUACGUCCAGGGCUCCGUCGACCUCAUUUUCGGACACGGCCAGUCCAUGUUCUACGGAUGUGAUGUUUUCGUGGUUCCGAACUUGAAAUCGGAGAUUAAGGGUUCGAUUGCGGCUAGCCAUAGGCAGAGAGGAAACGCGAGCAGCGGAUUCGUGUUUGUGAAUAGUAAAGUGUAUGGUGUUGGUGAUGUGUAUUUAGGUAGGGCUAAAGGGACACAUUCUAGAGUAGUUUUUGCAGACUCAUACUUGUCAAAGAGUGUUCUCUCCCAUGGAUGGACAGAUUGGAGCUAUCCACAUAGUAAAGAAAACCUACACCUAGCAGAAUAUAACUGUCAUGGACCGGGUUCUGCUUCCAAGAACCGGACCAAUUGGUCCAAGCAACUGAGCUAUCAAGAGGCUUUGCACUUCAUCACCAUUGAUUUCAUCAAAGGAAGGGAAUGGCUCCCUGCAUGGCUGUGAAAUCGACCAACCACCCAUUUUUGUUGAUAUAUGUGAUAUGCCGCUGCUCAACUUACCUCUAAGCAGCUACUAAAUACAUUUCAUUUGUAUAUUAUAAAGGGAAAUUACUAUA